This is a messenger RNA of Phalacrocorax carbo (great cormorant), 1207 nucleotides long. NCBI's taxonomy places the organism in Eukaryota, Metazoa, Chordata, Aves, Suliformes, Phalacrocoracidae. The record is from RefSeq and is a predicted model, not a curated record.
CAUCCCCUUGCCAUCGGCUGUCCAAAACAAAUUGAUUUUAUUUUUCCCUUUGUAAACAAAGGGGGAGAAUCAACCGUCUCCUAAUUUUAACCAGUACGUGAGGGACCAGGGUGCCAUGACCGACCAGCUGAGCCGACGGCAGAUCAGGGAGUACCAGCUCUACAGCCGGACCAGCGGCAAGCACGUCCAGGUGAACGGCAAAAGGAUCACUGCCACCGCCGAGGACGGCAACAAGUUCGCCAAGCUCAUCGUGGAGACGGACACCUUCGGGAGCCGCGUCCGCAUCAAGGGGGCUGAGAGCGAGAAGUACAUCUGCAUGAGCAAGCGGGGCAAGCUCGUUGGGAAACCCAACGGCAAGAGCAAGGAUUGCAUCUUCACCGAGAUCGUGUUGGAGAACAACUACACGGCUUUCCAAAACGCCCGCUACGAGGGCUGGUACAUGGCCUUCACCCGCAAGGGCCGGCCCCGCAAAGCCUCCCGCAGCCGCCAGAACCAGCGGGAAGCCCACUUCAUCAAGCGCCUGUACCGCGGGCAGCUGCCCUUCCCCAACAACGCCGAGCGGCAGAAGCAGUUCGAAUUCGUCGGCUCGUCCUCCCCAACCCGCCGCACCCGCCGUACCCGCGCCCCUCGCCCACGCACGUAACGCCCGGACUCGCCCCCCCCCCACCCCGCCGGGCCCUGCCCUCCUCAUCCUCACAGCCUUCAGUCUCGCCAGACUCUGCCCCUUCUCCCGGCACCCUCCAGCACUGGUUCUUCCCCACUUAUUUUUCUAAAGAUGCUCUAUUUUUAUACUCUUGGGCACUGUGAAUAGGUUGGGGAGCGCACGCUUCGGGCGCGGUCACUGGUGUCUAUAGCCCCACGCUGGGGUCCCUUCAGCCCUGGAGCAUCCCUUGGUACCCACGUGAACCACCUGGUACCUUUACCCACUCCCCUUGGCAACCCCUCGGAGACUUGUCCCCAUGCCACCGAGGUCCGGGACCCCCCGGCCACGUUCCCAUCCCCGCAGACAUCCCUCUCAGUGCCAGGGAUGGAUGGGACCAGCCAUGAGACUGCGGGAUGUCCCCACCGGAGCAGGAUGGAGACCCCGGCCCCGGGCCCGUGGGAUGCUGUGCCCGUCCCUGCAAGGGCACCACAGGCAGCCAGGUGAUGGGGAGCAUGGGGUGCUGGUCGGUCUGUCUGUCUGUCUGUGCAGCUUCAGAGGGGAGGC